Prosopis cineraria is the source of this 641-nucleotide messenger RNA. RefSeq lists its product as uncharacterized. Bases 196 to 405 code for a protein of 69 amino acids. The transcript is spliced from 2 exons. NCBI's taxonomy places the organism in Eukaryota, Viridiplantae, Streptophyta, Magnoliopsida, Fabales, Fabaceae. The record is from RefSeq and is a predicted model, not a curated record.
ACAUAUUGGCGAACCUGGAGACGCACAGCAGGGAAGCGCCUAAAGAGAAUCGAAACACGAAGAACAAAUUCUGACCGGGUCGUCCCAGAUUUUGUUGGUUUUUUUCCAAUCCUGGUUUCGCUUUCUGCUUUUCUCAGGUGUCACCGAACUCCAGAACUUCCUUAUCUCUUCCGACGACAAAUUCUUCGAUCAGCGAUGAGCCGGCGAACCGGAACCAGCGAUCCAUCGGCUUUGACCCGGGCGGUAGAAUCCGUCUUUGCCUUUGUCAGAUUCGCCGAGUUUGAGAUCCUCUUCCUUCUAUUCUUUGUCAUCGCGUAUGUUAUCUUCAAAGACAUUACGUCGAGGCCUGAAUACAAUCAAAUACUUGUAAAGAAGCCUGGUGGAAUUGAUCUUUGGCCUUACUAGAAGAAGAAAACUUUUUGUUUGAAUGUGUUGGAUGUUAGCAUCAGUGGGAUGUUUAGCAUGCUGUCCUAUCACUAUGUAGGGUUCCUAUCCUAUUUGUAUGUCACACUAAUUUUGUAAGUGAAACAGAUAAAACUUCAAAAUCCUACUUCCAUUCUUCACACAAGAGUAGCAAAAUCGAGUAGAAGAAUUGCGACAUUACACUUCUUGAUUUUAAAUCCCAUCUUUGUUCUUUUUUU